AUGGCUUUGUAUUACAAUUUAGUCUUUGGCUUGCUCGUCAUCGAGAUGGCCUUCUUCACCAUCUUAUCAUUGCCCUUCCCUAGGGCAGUGAGAAGAAAGGUGUUGGCUACCGCCUCUGCUCCUUUCAAAUCUGAACAAGUUCAAAUAGCGCUAAAGUGUAUUUUUGGCUUUGUGCUAGUCCUUUUCAUUGACUCUGUCAACAGAGUCUACUCCGUCACAUCCGAAUUGCAUGCUGCUGCUCCAAACACCAAUGCUCCACUGACCGGAGUACUCAAUGAUAGAUCUGAGGUCCAGGCCAGAAGAUUCUACGCCCAAAGAAACAUGUAUCUCUGUGGCUUCACCUUAUUCUUGACGCUCAUUUUGACCAGAACAUACUCUUUGGUGGCAGAGUUGAUUACCACCAAGGACAAGUUGGAUGAUCUUACCGUCAAUUCCGCCCUGGUUGGAAAGACCAGUGCUGACUCGCCUGAGGUUGCUCAAUUGAGAACCACCUUGGCUUCCAAAGACUCAGACUUGGAGUUGUUGAAGGAGCAGGCUUCCAGCUUGUCUAAGGAUUAUGACACAGCCACUGCCUCUGGUAGAAAGGCCUACUAG
Sungouiella intermedia is the source of this 594-nucleotide messenger RNA. Lineage: Eukaryota; Fungi; Ascomycota; Pichiomycetes; Serinales; Metschnikowiaceae. The record is from the annotation of a GenBank genome assembly.